Cryphonectria parasitica EP155 is the source of this 732-nucleotide messenger RNA. RefSeq lists its product as uncharacterized. The coding region runs from base 1 to 732 and encodes 243 amino acids. The record is from RefSeq and is a predicted model, not a curated record. The transcript is spliced from 3 exons. NCBI's taxonomy places the organism in Eukaryota, Fungi, Ascomycota, Sordariomycetes, Diaporthales, Cryphonectriaceae.
AUGAUGAGCAAUAAGAUGAUCCAGAGGCAGCAGGAGAGGAAGGCUGCGCGCGACAAGAUCAAAGCAUGGGCUGCAGAACAUCCUCCCAGUGAAGAGGCCAAAAUAGUUCUGGCUUACCUUUGGAAACGCACCAACACCAGCAAGGGAGGGUUUUGCGUGGAAGCCACAGCAGCAAGUGUCAUGCGAACGGCUCUGAUCUUGAGUCUGCCGAACCAUGGCACAGAAGAGUUGCAAGCCUUGGCCGGGAAGAAGAUGCCAACGAAGGGACUUUACGACAAGUCCGUCUCCAUGAUCCUUAGCAAGGCCUGUGACCAUCUUCUCUUGGGCACAGCCUGGGACCCCGAAUGGGCUGCAGAGAUUCACUUGGUUCCGGAAACAAUGAUCAGCAUCCCUCAGAAGCAAUUCGAGGGCCUUGAGGGCGAUGCUAAAACGAAAACUCAAAAGGCGGUUGAUCAAGGAAAAAAAGACAAUGUCAGACCACAGCUUCCUAUUGAGAAGUACCUCUAUUGCAUACUCAAGAGCGUGUGGAAGCAAGGGGACAUCAAAGGCGUGGCUGCGGCUGCAUAUGAGACGGGUGUCCCUAAUGGGGAGGUGCUCGCGAAUCACCAACAACUUGACCUGUUCAAGAAUAACGGGCCCCAUUUUGACUCUGCUGGGGGCUUGAACAGGCAGGGAUGGGUUGCGGUGGAGGUGAUGCGGGCGCUUUGGGUCGACUUGAGCCUAGGCUCUUGA